Messenger RNA from Macroventuria anomochaeta, 1199 nucleotides. RefSeq lists its product as uncharacterized. The transcript has a single exon. Lineage: Eukaryota; Fungi; Ascomycota; Dothideomycetes; Pleosporales; Didymellaceae. The coding region runs from base 83 to 1063 and encodes 326 amino acids. The record is from RefSeq and is a predicted model, not a curated record.
CCAACCCACAUUCUGCACCUGCAAAGAAGCUUAGAUAGCUCGAAUCAGCAUCUUGUGAUAGUUCUCUGGUGUUGUGCUUUCAAUGGGAUCCAAAUCAAAGCGGAAGAACGUGCCUCUAUCGAGCAGCGAGCCUGUCAAGUCUGCCAAACGUCAGCGGAAAGCCACUUGGCCAUUCAAUCAAGGUGUCAAUCCUGCACCUCCUACUCUGCCACCAACAGUACGGCGCCCCAUAUGCUCACAAGAGCCAACUCUGCCACAUAAUCAAGGUACGCCAAGCCCGCUGUUCAUGGCGGAAGAUGAGGACCUGGUGGAGGAUGAGGCAGCCAACGCUGGGUUAGACGAUGAUAACAACAACGGCGAGAUGGACGAGCAGGUAGAGAAUGUGUUAGCUGCCUCUCAGGCUAUGGAGGAGCCAGUUACUGCAGACUCACCUGGGGCUGCUACUGCUGCAUCAGUGACUCAACCGAGCCAGCCACAGCGUCCAGAGUCGCAAGUUGAACAAAUAGAUGAGGAGCCACACCUGCACUGGAAUUAUCACGCCUGGUGGAUGUCACUAGGGAAGAAUCCAAUACCUUCAGCAGCUGUUUCUAGGUGUAAGAAGCCGCUGUACACAGUGAAUGAGGACAAAGUGUGGCAAUGGGCGGAUGGUGUUGUAGAUACGCAGCGGCCAUGGGCAGCAAUAAUCGACAGCUUAACGGCAACGCUGUACUAUACUAGUGGCAGCCGCCAAGCCAAAGCUGAUAGAUGUACUAUUGCACUGCAAAGAAGCCGUAGUGUUGCUGGACAGCGUGUUGAAAGAGGCAAUUGGUUUGACUUUGAAGAAGAGCUUGCAGAAAUGGAGAAAGAGAGCGGACAAGUAAUGACUUGUGAUUUUGAUCUGGUGUUAAAGGAGCUGCCGGCUACUCAGCCAGCUACUCAGACUCAGCAAGCAUCUCAGCUGGCGCGAGGCACUGCUUGCGCGCGUCCAGGCAUUGUUACUGCAAUCAUGGAGGAUGGACUUGCUGAGGUUGUCACCAACAAGCGCUUUGCAACAGGCUAUGCUAUCGGUAUAAGAGACUAUUAGAGGUGUCAAGGUGAACAUUGCAAGAACAACCCAGGUGUCUGUUGGAUUUGCCGACCAGAAGGUUGUCAAAUUGACCGAGAGAGUGAUCAUUAUCCUCUCAAUGGCAACCUCAUUGCAAACUGGGCGUGUGCAAUUA